GUGAGUUAAAGUUAAUAAAUUUAGUUAAUCAAUAAACUACUAUUGAUUAUACCUUAUCUAAUAAUUAUAAGAAAUUGGGUCAAAUAAAAAACGAAAGCAAAAAAAGAAAAUUAAAAAAAGAAAAAAAAAUUACCUGAAGUUGGUCGUAGGUGGAAGACAAAAGAAGCUUCAUUAGAGGAUAGAGGUGGUUGAAGGAGGCUAGAAGAGGCAUUCGAAUGUUCUGUGAGAAGUGGGUUCGAGAUGGUGGAAGAUGGGUUCAGGGUACUAUAGUCGAGGUGAGGAGGAGAGGACUAGGUUUGACCAUGGCUUCAAAGCUUAUCGCUUGUUGUGGUUGCCGAAGGGAGGGAGAGAGAGAUGAAGAAGUUUCUUUGUCGCAAUCUGGAUUGCAGCAGUAAUGUACAAGUCUAAUGAUAUAUUACGGAAACAGACUGCUCUAAAGGGGGAGAGAAAAUUGUCUGUGCUUACCGGGUAUACACUUGUUUUCAUGAUCCAUAUUUUGGGAGUUUACUGGUGGUACAAGAAUAAUGACCUAUUGUAUCCACUUGCACUUCUUCCUCCUAAAGAAAUACCGCCGUUUUGGCAUGCUAUAUUCAUUAUCAUGGUCAAUGAUACCCUGGUACGCCAGGCAGCAAUGAUUGUCAAGUGUAUGCUGCUGAUGUACUACAAGAACAGUAGGGGCAGGAACUAUCGUAAGCAGGGUCAAAUGCUAACUCUUGUGGAGUAUCUACUUCUCCUGUAUCGAGCAUUAUUGCCAGCACCUGUUUGGUACCGGUUCUUCCUUAACAAGGAAUAUGGGAGCCUCUUCUCAUCUCUCACUACUGGGUUAUACCUAACCUUCAAGCUGACUUCAGUUGUUGAGAAGGUUCAGUCGUUCCUUGCAGCAUUGAAGGCAUUGUCACGUAAAGAGGUGAACUAUGGGUCACAUGCCACAACAGAGCAGGUUAUAGCCGCCGGUGAUAUGUGUGCUAUCUGCCAGGAGAAGAUGCAUACUCCCAUCUUGCUUCGUUGUAAGCAUAUAUUUUGUGAAGACUGUGUCUCAGAAUGGUUUGAGAGAGAACGUACAUGUCCGUUAUGCAGAGCUUUAGUAAAGCCAGCUGAUCUCAGAUCUUUUGGUGAUGGCUCAACCAGCCUCUUCUUCCAGUUAUUUUAAAUCUGCUUCAAGCAAAACAUACCAAGUUACCUCAAAAGAGAAAGUGAAGGCUUCGGUUCAUCUCCUGUACUCAUGGUUAUUUUGACUGGUAUAUUCAUGGCCUAUUUUUUCACAGUUUUCUGCUGGAAGUUGGUUCCCUAGGGAACGGAAGGAUGUCUUCAUAAUCCUAUUGUCAAUCUAUAGGCCCAUGAUUUGGGAAAUUUUUCAUGGAAAAAAGUUGCACAAACAGUUUAUUAUAAAAAAAAUAUGUAAGAUAGCACUUUUCAUGGUAAUGUUAUAUAGCAGGGUUAAUUGCAGAUGUAACCUUAUACCA
Asparagus officinalis (garden asparagus) is the source of this 1463-nucleotide messenger RNA. Its product is annotated as RING finger and transmembrane domain-containing protein 2-like. Gene Ontology annotation, biological process: positive regulation of ERAD pathway. Gene Ontology annotation, molecular function: ubiquitin protein ligase activity. The record is from RefSeq and is a predicted model, not a curated record. The transcript is spliced from 8 exons. NCBI's taxonomy places the organism in Eukaryota, Viridiplantae, Streptophyta, Magnoliopsida, Asparagales, Asparagaceae. Bases 395 to 1150 code for a protein of 251 amino acids.